GUUCGCAGUCGCACGUGUGUCGCGUCCGUUCAACAAGUAGACGCCGCCGGAAUAGUGCCAUUUGGCCGCGAUGACUUUUCAACCGCCGGCAGAGUUUUCAUGAAAAGCGUUUUCGGGAAAUUCGCCGUUUUCGCGUAGUUAUAUUACCCGGACAGUGUCGCGAGUCUACCGGCGUACGAGUCUCCGUCCGAGUGUAUUUUGUGUGUAUGUGAUUUAAAAAAAAAAAAAUCGUUUUGCAAAAAAAAAUCAAAACCGCCGUAAGGAUAACAUGGCAGCCACCGAGUGGAUUACCGCGAUCGACAAAAGACCAUCCGACCGAAGCGCAAAAGACGUUGAGGCCAUAGCGUCCCGUCUACGCCGGGUUGACACACUGAACCGUCUGCCUAACACUGUGUUGCAGCAAUUGGCAUUUGUCGGUUACUACGAAGACCUGGAACGUGGCGUAAUGCUGUUCAGGCAAGGCGAAAUCGGUUCCAGUUGGUACGCAGUAUUGGGUGGCAGUUUGGAAGCCAAGCUAGCUCAUACAGCUCAAACUACAUCGUCCGGAACUGAUAAGGCCGUUGUCACUUUGGACGUCGGUGCGACUUUCGGCGAAUCAAUAGUGCACGACAUGCCAAGGGAUAUGACGGUAUGCACGAAAACUACUUGCGAACUACUGAGAAUACACCAAAAUGAUUUCAAAAAAAUUUGGGACAAACAUUCGAGUUUGAUGAAAGAUCUGGUGGUCACCAACAAACUAAAAAACGGCUUAGCUAGUGGAAAUUUAACCAAGUGUCAAUCUCCUCCACCGGUAAUGAACCCAAUUCGAAGAACGGUUACCCCAGAUAAUCCUGAUCCGGCAGAAAUAAUUACAGAGAAUCCCAGCAUGCCGAUGGCCAGGGCGGGUUGGGUGUUGCGCACGCUGUUGCUGAGCGACCAGAACACCGUGCUCAGGGACAGAAAGACCGGCGGCGGGAGAUCCGUGGUCCGGAGAUGCGCUUCCGGUAGCGAGCUCAUCGACUGGCUGAUGAACCUUGUGUCCACCGACCACGAUUCCUUCAGUAGGCACGACGUCGUGGGUAUGUGGCAGGCGCUGCUCGAGGAAGGAGUCAUCUUCCACGCCACGGGGGAACAUCCGUUCAAGGAUAAAUGUCUAUUCUACAAUUUCUGGCAGGACAGGGAGGGCGCGUUGAACACGCCCAACAUACAGGACGUGGCCGAAGCCGAAGAGCAUCUCGACGACGCUCUGCAAGAUUUAGUGUCGCGAGGUCCGGACGCGCACCUUCGGAUGAUUUUGCGGUCGCCAAGCUCGGAACGAACUCCCGAAGACUUGGAACUGAUCUACGAAGAACUGUGCGUGCAACGGGCUCUCGCUCACCUACCCAACACGGUGAAACGCGAACUGGCGUCCGUGGUGGUAUUCGAGGCUCAUCCGAGAGCCGGUCAUGUGUUGUUUCGUCAAGGGGACGAAGGCAAAGCGUGGUACAUAAUCAUGCAGGGUGCCGUAACCGUAGAAACGUACUCCAAGGGUGCGGUGGAAACGCUGUACGACGGUGAAGACUUUGGCGGUUUGGCGAUCAUACACAAUGUCCCCAGAUCGGCCACGAUAACCGUCAAAGAGGACAGCACCCAUUUGUUACGAGUCGACAAAGAUAACUACAAUAAAAUUCUUAGAGACGUCGAGGCCAACACGAUCAGACUGAAAGAAAUCGGUAACGACGUUUUGAUAUUGGAAAAGUCACCUAGAUUACACAAGUACAUGAUAAUCGCUGGAACGCCUCAAAAGAUAAUGGAACAUCUUUUAGAACACCGAUUAAGCGCCACCAACGUUGCAGGGUCCAGAAACGAUCCUUGCUUAGAUGAUUUUCUAUUGACGCACAUAGUGUUUAUGCCCACUCGGACGUUAGUAUCGGAACUGAACAAAUAUUAUCAUAUGGAGAAUCCCGCACAAGACAAAGAGUACACAAUCAGCUGUAAGAGAAAAGUCGUACAGUUUGUAUAUCGCUGGGUGGUGACCAUUAGACAUCCGGUGUUUGACGACGUCGUCUCAAUGUCGUUUCUCGAAGAAUUGGCCAGCGACGUAGAAGCUGACUGUCAACUGUUGGGCGGCAACAGCCAAGCUCUGCAAGAAGAAGCCAGCCUUAUGCACCAUAUCAUGUCUCGGCUGAGAAGAUACCAGGACGAGAGGCUAGAGUUUUCGGGCUUGAAAUGGAAGUUACCACCCGGAGGACAGCCCAUCUGUCUGUUCUCGGCACUUAGCAACCCGUCGAAAAACUCCAGACCGAUCAUUCGACCGAACGACGACAUUAUAUUCCGGGUCUACUGUGCAGACCAUACGUUUUGCACGUUGCGAUUACCCAUCAACGCCAGUGCUGAAACUAUUAAAGUAGGGGCUUACGAAAAGUGUAGUCUUCGGCAUCCCGUGCAGGAUCUGAGAAUUGUCGAGGUCAAGUCCACGGGCGAGAGAGUGCCUUUCAGAGAUAGCGAACACUCGAUACCCACGACCGUUGGGCUUAACAGCUGUAUAUUUUUAACGCCCAAAGAUCACAUGGACGCUUUGACUUGUGUACCGGAACAAGAGAAAUCUGAAGGGGCCGAGAUAUCAGCAGAUUUCGAUUCGCUAAGCACCAAAGAACUUGCGUAUCAUAUGACACUUUUCGAUUGGGAUCUGUUUUGGAACGUUCACGAAUACGAACUAAUUUAUUUAACUUUCGGACGACAUCGUUUCCAACAAAUCACAGCCAACUUGGACGUGUUCCUAAGACGGUUCAACGAAAUUCAGUAUUGGGUCAUCACUGAAAUAUGUAUGUCUCAAAAUAUUUCAAAAAGAACAAACAUACUAAAGAAAAUGAUCAAACUAGCUACUUAUUGCAAAGAAUAUUACAAUUUCAACGCUUUCUUCGCUAUUUUGAUGGGACUCAGUGACGUGGCUGUCAGCCGGUUGUCAACCACGUGGGAUAAGUUGCCGUCUAAGUCGCGGAAACAGUUCACCGAAUACGAGGCGCUAAUCGAUCCGAGCAGAAAUCACCGAGCUUACAGGAUUACCGUGGGCAAACUGCCAUCGCCCAUGAUACCGUUUAUGCCUUUACUUAUCAAAGAUAUGAAAUUCACUCACGACGGUAACAAGACCCAUGUGGACGGAUUGGUAAAUUUUGAAAAAAUGCACAUGUUGGCGCAGACUAUGCGGACUUUGCGAUAUUGCCGUGCGAGACAUUUGGUGCUCGAACCUCCAAUUUCCAAAAACGAAGCCGACGUCAAAGCGUACGUGAGUUGUCUGCGAUGCAUAAACAACGAAAGGACGCUGAUGAGCAUGUCGCAAAAACUGGAGCCCAGGAGAACCUAAGAAAAAUGUCUUCACUGACCCUCGUUCACUGCCGGGUCGUUAUAAAUGUGUUUGGAAAAAUCCCUUUGUUUUUGCCAAAUUUGUGUUACAAAGUGUACAAAAAACAAAAAACAAACGAGCCACAGAAAACCUUACCUUUGUAUAUUUUCCCGCGAACGAUUAGCCGUGCUUAUAUAUACAUACAGGGUUGAAGGAUACGUCGGAGUAGUUAAGUUUUAUGUUAUUCUCUAUAAAUAUUGUAAACGCGUGCACAAAAAUGUCAGGACAAUCAGAGACUGUACAUAGUGAUAAAUGAUAAUCAUGGGCGGGCGGCUGAACAAAAUAAAAUAUAAAAAUAAUAUUAUUGCAAUAAAACAUUUGAAUCGUUCAAUGUAAAUAUCGUAGAUUCGAUAAACACGACGAUUAACAUAAUAUAUUAUAAAUGUACUUAUCAAAGUACAGUGAAUAUCAUUUUAUUAAUCCUUGUCCACAUUAUAUUAUUAUUUUGAUGGUAACUAUAUCAUUGCGGAUAUAAUAACGUUGUAUUUAAUUUUACUCAUAGGCGGCUGUAAACCAAAGAGAUGUCGUCAUAACACCAUUAUAAGUACUUAAAAUUUCUGAAAAAAGUCAUUUAACUAUAAAAAGUUUAAAUUGUGUUUUAUUGUAUUAGAUGUAUAAUAUUAUUACGUAGAAGAAAGUAUCGUCGGUAGGAAUUUUAUUAAAAAACAUAUUUCUUUUGAAAGUAACAGAAACAAAAAUAGUAGGUAUAAGUUACAACUUUUUCAAAAACACAUUAUGGAUCAUACAGCGUUUACCAAUGCAACAUUUUUCUAUAUGUGUAUGUGUCAUAAUUUUUCAUACAUUUUUGAAAACGAUAUUGAACAAACCAACUAUUGAACGUAACCUAUAAAAACUUUUAUUGCUUUAAUUUCGCUCAUUUGUAAUAUUUUAUAAACAUCAAUUAUACCCUAUUGAUCCUUACCGCUUAAUUUUUUUAACAAAACAGUGCCUGUCUAUACUUUUGGCGUUCUCAAAAUAUAUUUGAUAUAUUUGAACAGUUCAGACAGCGCCGAGUUGUAUUUUUUUACUCAUUCAAACCAUCAUUUAAAAUUGUAUUUAUACAUAGAGUUAUUGCUGUUCAGAAUACCUACUUUUUUAUAUUUAAUUUAUUUAGUGAGAGGUUUUGAUUAAAACCGAUUCAACAAUUCUAAUUUAAACUUACAAGGUUUUUAGUCACUCCUUUCUCCCAAACUACUGUCAAUGUUUUGUUCAAAUUAUAAGUAAGUUAAAAAUAAGUAAGUGGAAGUUUUAAAAGAAUGUUUAAUUCAUAAUUUCAUUUCGAAAACCUUUGAAACUGCGGACUUUGCGUUUUAAGUAUGUUAAUGUAAAUAACUUCAAAAUAUAUAUGCUAUUAAAAAACACAUAAUCGACGUCGUACGUUCACGUUGAUAUUUCGUAAUCGUCUUGAUAGGCACUAGCAUAAUAUUAUCUAGUCUAUUUUAAAAUAUUAUAAUAACGAUUGUUAGUGUGCUGAUGCAGUGCAGUGUUGGGUAAGUAGUCACUUUUUAUUAGCAUAUUACUCUUUAAUUAGGAAAUGAGCAAACUAACAAGUUAUUCUGGAUUUAUGAAAUUAAAAACCGUACAAAAUAAUAUUAUUUUUUUUAUACAACGAUAUGUUAACGUUGUCGUUAUGUAAACCGCAUUAUAUACGUUUUUAAUAUAAAAUAUUUUUAAUCUUAAAACUGUAAUUACUAUGAUCCAAACUUAUUUUUUUUUUUUGCAAAUAUGUAUGAUAAGCCUAAGAUCUUUCCAAAAUUCUUUUGGCAGGUUUAAUAUUAUUUUAAUGCAGAAUACUAAAUUUGUAUGCAGGAUUGGGAAGAUCGUAUAGUGUCUCGUAGGUGUUAUAUUAAUGUAUGUACAACGAACAAUUAUGAAGAUGUUAUUUCGCAAAUAUUAAGCCUGUCCUAAAGUCACUUAGUUAAUAUUUAAUAAUACUUCAUACUUUAAUACAACCAAGUUACCAUAUAAUUACGUUACUGAAAAAGCCUAGCCUGCAUUGCAUUACUGUAUAUUAAACACAACACUGGCACUAACAGCUGUAUAAAACGAUCUUACUAUUUUAUGAACAAGUCGGUAGUAUAAUUUGUUCUUAAAACUUAAACCAUUUGUCGUGAUAACUAUGGGUCCACUUUCCUAUUUAUUAUUAUUAUUAUUAUUAAAUACAUUUCUUCUAGUUUUCGUUUCUACAUUCUUCCAUUUAAACCAUCGGAUGGCAAAUAAAUAAUUUAACACCACAAACAUUUUUUGACAAAGAAUUUUUUAUUACAUUAGAUCUUUGUUGUUAUAUGUGUAAAGACGCCCUUUUGUCCGGCAUCGUGCUACAGUAAAUACAGCAAUAAAUGUUUUAUUACUUCAAUAAUAAUUAUAUAAUUAUAUUAAUUACAAUAAUAAAAAUCUUGUUGUUUCUUCUAGAUUAUAAAACAUUUUUCUAUACCUUUUUAUAUGCGAGUAUAUAAUACUUAUUAUUAUAAUUAUUAUUA
Adelges cooleyi (spruce gall adelgid) is the source of this 5841-nucleotide messenger RNA. RefSeq names its product rap guanine nucleotide exchange factor 4 (gene Epac). Gene Ontology annotation, cellular component: plasma membrane. Bases 269 to 3322 code for a protein of 1017 amino acids. The transcript is spliced from 20 exons. The record is from RefSeq and is a predicted model, not a curated record. Gene Ontology annotation, biological process: positive regulation of GTPase activity; Ras protein signal transduction. Gene Ontology annotation, molecular function: guanyl-nucleotide exchange factor activity. Lineage: Eukaryota; Metazoa; Arthropoda; Insecta; Hemiptera; Adelgidae.